Messenger RNA from Penicillium coprophilum, 2640 nucleotides. RefSeq names its product ribonuclease P/MRP protein subunit POP1. NCBI's taxonomy places the organism in Eukaryota, Fungi, Ascomycota, Eurotiomycetes, Eurotiales, Aspergillaceae. The record is from RefSeq and is a predicted model, not a curated record. The coding region runs from base 1 to 2640 and encodes 879 amino acids. Gene Ontology annotation, cellular component: nucleolar ribonuclease P complex; ribonuclease MRP complex. The transcript has 2 exons. Gene Ontology annotation, biological process: tRNA 5'-leader removal.
AUGGCUACCAACCCUUCCGCCAAGCGGAAACCUUUCAAUCCCCCAGGUCCUCAUGGUCCAGCUGGGGCUUCUCGCAAACGCGCCAAAACCUUCGAUGCGCGCACCUUGGCUGUGCAGUCGGCCGACGCCGCCCUCUCCGCAACGGGCGAGCUCGAUGUCGCCGCCUACUCUGCAGCUCGAGCAUUUGAGAUACAGGCCCUGGAGGAGGGAAUGAAGCGGUCGAAAAAUGCGCUUACAAUGCGAGCCUUCCAAAAGGUUCCCCGCACCCUGCGGCGGCGGACAGCGAGUCACAAUGUGAAGCGAGUUCCGCGGAGGUUGAGGGCUCGAGCCAAACGAGAGAUGGCCGAGGAUAACACGCCUACUGUCACGGCGCGCAGACGCAAGCCGUCACAGAUGAUGCGCAUUCGGCUCGAUACCGCUCGGCGGCUGCAGGCUAUCAAUUCAAAAACGAAGGCCCGACGGGCGGCUGCGAAAAUAAAGCGUGACCAAGAGAACAAGACUUCUUUGGAGAAGGAGGGGAGUCAUGCCUUCGAUAUUGCACCACGAGUUCCCAAGAUCAAGAAGAACAAGCUGUCGAGGCCUGUUCCGGCAGAGCAGAAGUACCGCAAGCGCCAAAAAAGCAAAACAUGGCUGCCUACCCAUUUAUAUCAUGCAAAGCGAGCUCAUAUGGCGACGACUAAAGAUCCGAUUUGGCGCUUUGCCAUUCCUUUAGCCCCCACCGAGAAAUGCUAUCGGCCUACGCACCGGGCUCGAGGCGCGCGGGGUGCCGUAGCGUGGGAUAUGAGCUAUAUGUCUACUGUUCAGCUUGAGGGAACGGAGCCAGCUAUUCAGGCCGUUCUGACGGCAGUUGGUGUCGACGGGGACAAUGCAUGGGGCACCAAGGGGAGGAAAUGGAGAGCCGGGACUCGGUCUCUACGCGUUUGGACUUAUGAGAAAGACCAUCCAAAACGUCCAACUGCACCAGUGACAUUGAUAUGGUGUGCCAAGCAAGAAGAUGUUGAGAUGGUCGAUGCCGACGAAUCUCAGCCCAAGUCUAAGAAAGAUCACCGAAAACUAUGGAUUAGAGUCCAUCCGUCGGCGUUUCUACAGUUAUGGACGGAUGUUCUUGGGGUAUCUAAAUCGCAAAACCCACCUGUCAUGGUCGAAGACCUGCGGUUCGAGAUUGGCAGCAUUGAAAUCACAGGGCCAGGGUCGACCGAGGCCUUGUUGGCGACAUUGAAACCGAUUAUUGGACCAGACGGUGAUUCCCCGUCAUCACAAAGCCCGGAAGCUGUCUGGCCAUCCCUUUUGGGGGUGUCGAAUCCGUCCUCAUUACCGCCUAACGCCCUGCUCUCUUUUGCUAUCUCUGAUCCUCGUCUGCACUUCCCUCCACGCACACUUCACGUCCCCGACAACGAAUCUCACAUGAAUGACCUUGCCAUCUUACUUUCUACAUGGCAUCCGGACAAAACGCAAGGCCCUUCUCAGCUAUUCGACCGAUCUACUCGGUUAACAGCAGCUCGUCAGCUUCCGAGCCAGAAGGCUAUUAACCGACGCCGCACUCUUGCCAGUCCUGGUGAAUAUCCGCCAUCCCAACCAUCAGACCCUCAAAUCCCGAUCAUGAUACUUGCAAACAAGCCCCAAGCCCGGGCCAAUCGCAGCAAUGCCCCGGGGUCCUGGACCGUAUUAUUACCAUGGAAAUGUGUUGUUCCAGUCUGGUAUUCACUCAUGUUCUACCCACUCUCCAGCGGAGGAAAUCCAUUGCUUGGCGGCUUGAAGCAGCAGCAGCAACUUGCUUUCGAGGCGGGCGAGGCUUGGUUCCCUGGAGAUUUCCCAGGCACACGAGCUGGAUGGGAAUGGGGCCAGCGUGAGAAUGAAAAAUCUCGACGUGAUUGGGAGCGACGUCCCAAGGGGCGGCGCCCCGAGUUCGAGAACAUUUCGCUGGGUGAUGGUCGUCCAAAGGGCGAGAUAGGCCGUGGGUGGGCCUGUGACUGGGAAAGGCUUCUUCAAGGACCGAAACAGGACGAUGCUAUGACAGAAACUGCCGGUGGCAACUCGGACAAAGAGUCGACUGACUCCAAUGAGACUGAGCAAAAUGAAUCCUCUAUUCCUAUCAUCCCACCCCUCAAUAUCCACAAUGUCCGUCUACCUCCGGCCGAUACUUGCCAAAGCUUGAGGAAGCUCGAUAAAGCCUCCGUCGGCGUCUCCACCCUUGCCACGGUCUAUCUUUCCCUCACCACGCGAGGCACACCAACACCCCGCGCACGAAUCUACCGACUGCCUACGGACCCAGUUCUACGCCAAAAAUGGUUCGAUCAUGGCUCGGCAAGGACCAACAAGUCAGGUCAGCCAAAACUCUCCAAGAGAGGAAACCCCACACCCGAAUCCGAAGAAUCUCGGCGUCUCCUUGCCAAGGCUCUCAUCUCAUCUGCUGAUGGAGAGCCUGACUCUGAGACAUUGGACGUACCAACCGAAGAUGACCUGAUUGGUUUUGUCACUACAGGAAACUAUAAUCUUUCCGAAGGCAAAGGAACAGGCAUUGGCUCCAUCCAGCUUUCGAAGGUAUUGACUGCCAAUGUUAAACCCUCUGAGAGAAGAAUGUGUAUCAUUCGAGCCUCAGGGGAGAAGGGUGGACGUUUAGGGGUUUGGGAGUUUGUAUGA